Messenger RNA from Papaver somniferum (opium poppy), 1172 nucleotides. RefSeq names its product pyridoxal reductase, chloroplastic. The record is from RefSeq and is a predicted model, not a curated record. Gene Ontology annotation, cellular component: cytoplasm. NCBI's taxonomy places the organism in Eukaryota, Viridiplantae, Streptophyta, Magnoliopsida, Ranunculales, Papaveraceae.
UCUGCAGAAUAUUUUAUCAGGUUAAAAUGGGUCCAUUGACUGUUUCCCCGAUGGGGUUUGGAACCUGGGCUUGGGGAAACCAGUUACUAUGGGGAUAUCAGGAAGCUAUGGAUGAUGACCUUCAAGCGACAUUUAACUUAGCAGUCGAGAAUGGUAUCAAUCUGUUUGACACGGCUGAUUCUUAUGGGACUGGUAGGCUAAAUGGACACGAAAAGCUUCUCGGCAAAUUCCUCCAAGAGUUCAAAGGGCAAAGCCGAGUACGAGAUGACAUUGUGAUUGCUACAAAAUUUGCUCCAUAUCCAUGGCGCCUAACAUCUGGACAGUUCGUAAAAGCUUGCAAGGCAUCAUUGGACCGAAUGGAAAUUGAACAGAUUGGGAUAGGACAGUUGCACUGGUCAACAGCAAACUAUGCUCCUUUACAGGGGAUGGCUCUUUGGGAUGGUCUCGUUGCAAUGUAUGAGAAGGGUUUAGUUCGAGCUGUUGGUGUGAGCAAUUAUGGACCAAAACAACUUGUAAAGAUCCACAAAUACCUUAACUCGCGAGGUGUUCCCCUAUGCUCAUCUCAGGUGCAAUUUUCUUUGCUGAGUAUUGGGAGAGACCAGAUGGAGAUUAAGGAAAUUUGUGAUUCUUUAGAUAUCCGCUUGAUUUCAUAUAGUCCUCUGGGGAUUGGAAUGCUUACUGGGAAAUACACUCUGUCCAACCUUCCAAAUGGGCCACGAGGUUUGCUGUUCAGACAAAUUCUUCCUGGUUUGGAACCACUGCUGCGUUCACUAAGAGAAAUUGCGAAAAGGAGAGGCAAGACCAUACCUCAAGUUGCGAUAAAUUGGUGUAUCUGCAAGGGUACAGUGCCGAUACCCGGAGGGAAGACGGUGAAACAAGUGAAAGAGAAUCUAGGCGCCUUAGGUUGGCGUCUAAGUUCCGAUGAAUUGCUUCAAUUGGAAUAUGCUGCUCAAGAAUCUCCCAGCAAGAUGAUCCAAAAUGUCUUUCAGACACCAUGAAAGUUUUGUAUGCAUCUGUUGUUCAUGCCACUUCAACCUGAUUCCUCAAAAACCAAUUCGUCGCACAAAAAAGUCCACGGCCAUGUUGGUAGAACAAAGUCAAAGGAGGAUGUUAGAUAUCCUCGUCGCAUCAACUAUCAUAUCAGCAUAUUCAUUACCUAUCCUGAGAAGGAG